Molecule: messenger RNA, 2377 nt
Organism: Synchiropus splendidus (mandarinfish)
Lineage: Eukaryota; Metazoa; Chordata; Actinopteri; Syngnathiformes; Callionymidae
Gene: ube2f
Product: ubiquitin-conjugating enzyme E2F (putative)
Exons: 10
Coding region: 265-819 (184 amino acids)
Source: RefSeq, a predicted model, not a curated record
UAUGCCGGAGCCAAGUUGUGACAGCUGAUUCCCCACCCGUUUUUUUACCCCCUUUUACGAGAUCAUUUCCCCUAUUUAACGCGUUGAAACUAUAAACAAGAUUAGGAGGGUCUAUUUAUUGCCAACUGGAGAUUCACGGCUGGAGUUUGAAGGAGGAGAGCGACUGAUGAUGGUGUAGCACGGAGCGUUAGCUCUGAGAUAGCAGCGUUCCAGUUGCAGUAAAGUCUAGAGUGCGGCGACUUAAGAGGACACAGCAGGAGAGCCAUGCUGACUUUAGCCAGGAAAAUGAAGAGGAAUGAUGGUGGAUUGACAGGCAGCGCCUCCGGAGCCUCUGAUACCACUCAUAGGGUCUCAGUAAGGGACCGUCUCCUUACCAAAGAAGUUGCAGAACUUGAAGCCAAUCUACCUAAUACAUGCAAAGCCAGUUUUCCAGAUGAAGACAAGUUGCAUCAUUUUCAACUUGCUGUGUCUCCUGAUGAAGGUUACUACCAAAGUGGGAGGUUUCAUUUUGAAAUAGACGUCCCAGAAGCCUAUAACAUGGUGCCUCCUAAAGUGAGAUGUCUAACCAGAAUAUGGCAUCCCAAUAUCACAGAGAAUGGCGAGAUAUGCCUGAGCUUAUUGAGAGAACAUUCUAUUGACGGCACAGGCUGGGCCCCCACGAGAACGUUAAAGGAUGUGGUCUGGGGGCUGAAUUCAUUGUUUACUGAUUUGUUGAACUUUGAUGACCCUCUGAACAUUGAUGCGGCUGAACAUCAUCUGAGGGACAAGGAGGAUUUCCGUAAUAAAGUUCAAGAUUACAUCAAGCACUAUGCCAGAUGAUAGAAGCAGCCACUGCCGCCACCGACCAAACCGCUGCUCGUCGCCUCUGAAUCCACAGAUGACUUGCGGCUUCUCCCCUCUCGCUCACACGAUUGCAAUAAACUCCACAAGGCAGGAACAGGAUUCUUUUUUUUUAAACAGGAAGGACUUCAGAUUCUUUGAAUCUUGAGUGUGUGGCCACAGUGUGCUUGUGUGAAGAGGUGCCGACGUGCCCACGAGCCAGCCAGAAUCAAGCCAUGGCAACAGGUGCCAGGUAGGGGGCGACACUUUUAGACAAAGACGCAAAAUCAUGGGUUCACAGUGCCUGCCAUGACAGUGAGAUCACACACACACACUUUUGUUUUAGACUUGAGCUGCAGUUUUACACCCCACUAAGACAGCAUGUGAAUGAACGGCACCAUAUCGUCUCAUCUUGUCCCUUUGCAUGUCAACACACACACACACUCAGAGGUGAAGGUGGUUUUAACUCCAUGUGGGCUUCAAGACUUCGUCGUGUGUCCGCGUUUGUUAUUUAUUUCUCACACGGCUUCAUACACUUGGAGGUGACUGUUAAAGUGUGCGGCCCAGCAGAUGCCCAUCUUGAAACCUUCUCCAGCACUGUAUAUGAACUCAACCUUGCUUGUGUGUGGGCCAGGUCUGGGGCUGACUUUUCGUCUCACACCUUCAUUGAGACAGCGACAUACUUCUGAUCGCAGGGCACAUGAUGUGUACACUGAAGCAGGUGUUGGUGCGUGUGUUCUUUUUUUUUUUUUUCAUUUCAAGCCAUUGCUUAGUUAUUUUGUGUUUGCUUGUGUCUGGGAGAGGAUGCGUGAGCACUUGGUUCUUCCACUGUUGUGUGAUUCCAUUUGUCAUUUGAUAAAACAACUCCUCCCCAAAUCCUGUUGCUCUGUCAAGUGUACGAGCGUUCAGCUACUGGCUCUGCUGUGUCACACGACGCUCAGCUGUUCCUAUUGGAGGCGCUCUCGCUGAUGGCACCUCCUCAGACUGUUAAUGAAUUUUCAAAAAGUCUCUGGUGGAACAUCUAAAACGCUCUUGAGGAGUUCAAAUGAAAUGUCUUUCUGCCAUCAUUCAUUGUGUUUGUCCCCCCCCCAGAGUCCAAGAAUGUUCCUGGUCCACAGUGCUAGGUGUUCACAUGUCUGCAUGAGUCCAUCCGCCAGCAGUGCAUUUUACUGAGGAUGUCAAAACUGUUUGAGAUUUAUUUCAGUGUGUGAGUCCGAAGAGUGUGAGGAGGAACUGAUGUGACUUGUUAGCAUGCUAUGGUCUUUUCUUUUGGGGGGUUAUGUAUUCAGGACUGGGGUCUUUAUGAUUUUAACCGUGAACAGAGAAACAAAAGACGGAGGUGCGUCUGCCAAAAUAAAGGACAGAGGAUUGCACCUCAGUGGUUCUGAAGGAGUCCUCUCAUCUAUUAAAGCCAAUCUACCGAGCAGCCGAUGUGACAGCAGCCUUAGCAGUGAUCAUGUGACAUGCAUGCAUGUCCUUUAUACUGGCAGCCGUUCGCUUUCCACAAACUCUGCAACUUUUCUUUCUCAGAUUGUAUAUCAGUGUUUUUUAAGAUGUA